Nomia melanderi (Alkali bee) is the source of this 1524-nucleotide messenger RNA. RefSeq lists its product as uncharacterized. NCBI's taxonomy places the organism in Eukaryota, Metazoa, Arthropoda, Insecta, Hymenoptera, Halictidae. Gene Ontology annotation, molecular function: tRNA binding; ATP binding; arginine-tRNA ligase activity. The record is from RefSeq and is a predicted model, not a curated record. Gene Ontology annotation, biological process: arginyl-tRNA aminoacylation; tRNA C3-cytosine methylation.
AUCAUUAAGAUAAUAAAAUUCUACCGUCUUUUAUAUUAAUUGUAACAGAUUAUAAAAUUUUACAUCAAGAGUAUUAUAAAUUCAUAUUGGAUCAGGAGAAGUCUAGUUCUCAUUGGAGUAUUUAACUUAUGGAGUUUCAAAUGGAAAAUUUAUCACCCAUUUGCAUGGGAACACUCAUUAACAAUAUAAUAUUGUAUUUAAGUGGUAAUGAUUGUACAAACACAUCAGUUAUUAAAGUAAGCAAUGACAAUCUGUCAACAAAUGGUGAAUUAUAUUUUUUACCUAGCCUCAAAGUAUGGAAGAAUGUAUUUCAAGGUAAAGAUGUUUGUGAUGGAAAGUGCACAACAAUUUUGCAACAUUAUCUACAUGUGCACGGUGAUCAAAUAGAUGACAAGACUGAUACAGAAAUUGCUAAAGAGGUUUUAUCAUUGUUAAUAUCAUCUAGCAGUGACUGGCCAAUCAAAAUAGAGAGAUAUUUUUUGGAAAAAGAAAGAAUCUGUUUGUUUCUACAACGUGCUCCUAUUAUACACAAUUCAAUUAGGACAGUUAUUGAACAACAGAGUGAAUUUGGAAGAAUUCUACCAAUUAAUAAAAUUUUCAGUUUGAAAAUACAUCAAGACAAAGAAUCUGAACUAACAACUGCAAGGCUACAUUUAAUACAAGUUGUCACUAAAAAUAUUUUGGAUCUCCAUGGCUGUAAAAUAGGCGAAGAAGAUGCCAACUUCAAAUUUGUAUUUACAAGUAAAUCACAAGGAAAAGUGGAAAACAAUUAUGAGAAGAGUGUAUGUGGAGUAGUGAAAAAUUUGGAAACGAAUACUAAAGAAACAAUGUUAACAUGGGAAAAAUACAUAGAAAGUAAAAUUAAUGAAUUGAAAACAUUAAACGAUCAGAAAAAUUUUGAUAUGCCUGAAAGUAAUAUAAGGAUUGAUGACCAUUUCCUUAAAAAUAUUGCAACAGCGACAGUUACAUUUGAAUUACUGUCUGUAAAACCAAGUCGUGCUGUUUUCAUUGGAUACAAUUCUGCGACCGAUAGAAGCACCACAAAUACUAAAGGUGCUUCCUUUAUAUUGUAUAAUGCUACAAGAAUUACAGCUAUUAUUGAAAAAUACAAUAAUAAAAAAUUAGCAGGAGAAUAUCCUGAUUUACCAAAUAUCAAUGAUGUAAACUUUUCUUUACUAGAUCAAGAGGAAGAAUGGGGACUUAUAUAUAACUUUAUUAUUGGAUAUCAAGAAAUGAUAAAAGAUUGUAUAAAAUAUGAGCCCACUUUUCAAACUAAUCCCCAUGUCCUAUGUACAUUUUUAUCACGAUUAUGUCAAAAGUUUAGUGUGUAUUAUCGCAGAAUUAGGAUUUUAACUGAAGCAUAUGACCAUUUAAUUCCAAUGAUGAUUGCAAGAUUAUAUAUGUUACGUGCAUUACAAAUUGUACUACAAAAUGCACUUUCAUUAAUGGAUAUAGUUCCUGUAUCUCGAAUGUAAUGGAAUAAUUUUUAAUUUUUUAAAAAGCAAAUAAAGUAUAAACAUUACA